This is a messenger RNA of Drosophila sulfurigaster albostrigata, 2374 nucleotides long. It is a transcript of the gene Pax, whose product is annotated as paxillin. The record is from RefSeq and is a predicted model, not a curated record. Bases 16 to 2079 code for a protein of 687 amino acids. Lineage: Eukaryota; Metazoa; Arthropoda; Insecta; Diptera; Drosophilidae. The transcript has 10 exons.
CUGCACAAAAAGUCAAUGAAAAGCGGUGAGGAGUGCGUUUGUCGCAGCGAACAGAAUAAAGAAAACAAACAAAGUGUUGAGCCAUUAUGGAUAGAACAAUGUACGGGAAAAUCGAUCCGGGUGCGCGACAACCCUAUCGCACGGUCCGCAGCAAGGGUAUCCAGCCGGGGUUGUAAGAUUGUCUCGCAUUGGACAUCGUUCAUUUGGAAUGACGUCGACGAUCUCCAGAGUUCAACGCAAUGCUCGACACCUCCAGUAUUAUCCGGCUGUCCAGCAGACCAGUUCAAGUAUCUGGCAUUCCGACCACUGGUGCUCGAUGCGAAUAUACCAGAUGCACUCCUUGCUGACUUGCAGAACAGCGUGCCGGGGCAGCCGCAACAAUCUCAGCCGCAGUAUGGAACAGUGCAACCCAAACAGCAGCAGCAGCAACAACAACAACAGUUUGUGGACAAUACUCCAGGGUAUGGCAGCCUGAGGGGAAAGGCACAGCCACAAGUGUACCAGGAGCAUUACAGCGUAGAGACGCGCUCUCCUACGGCAGCGGAUCUGAAUGGACUUAGUCAUCAGAGCAAUGGUUAUCAGAAUCAAGGCACUGGCUCGCUGCCUCGCUCGGGUUAUAAUAAUGGAAUUGGCCAGAAUAGCUCCGGAUUGUCAGAGCUGGACUCGCUGUUGCAGGAUCUGCAGAAUGCACGCUAUAACAAUGGCAGUGCGGAACGCAAGGAAGUCGAUGUGCCAGUUAACUACAGCACACCGGUCUCCAAGUACAACACCUACAACAGCUACGCAACAGUGGAGGAGCGACCCACAGUCGAUAGUCUUCUAAACGAGCUGGACAAUGCGCACAUCUAUGCUGUCCCUAAUGGAUCUGCUCACAAAUCUCCGACGCCCGGUCGUCAUGUGACUAUUACCGUGCGCGAAACGAAAACCGAGAAGCUCUCAGGACCCGAUGGACCAGUUGGAUCUGUCGAGGAGCACAUAGUGCAACAAAAGGAUUCGUACUCACCCAACUUUGCAGCUCCACCUCAACAUCAGACCUACACUUCACAAGCCACCAAGGAAUUAGAUGAUUUAAUGGCUUCACUGUCGGACUUUAAGGUCAGCAGCAAUAGUAACAGCAACAGCAACAGCAACGGAUACGACGGAGCCCAGCAACAGUUGCAGCAACAUCAUCAUCAGCAGCAGCAACAGCAUCACCAACAGACGGUGACGGACUACGCGCAACCGAACAAGGGAACACAGCAGGCGCAUCUCACGCAGACCAUUGAGGAGACGACAAUCGUCGAGGAUAGUCGCGAGGAUCAGUUGGAUUCUAUGCUUGGCAAUCUACAGGCCAAUAUGAGUCGUCAAGGUGUCAACACAGUGCAGAAGGGCUGCUGCAAUGCAUGCGAGAAGCCAAUUGUCGGCCAGGUGAUCACUGCCCUGGGCAAGACCUGGCAUCCGGAGCACUUCACGUGCAAUCACUGCAGCCAGGAGCUGGGCACACGCAACUUCUUCGAGCGCGACGGAUUCCCCUACUGCGAACCCGAUUACCACAAUCUGUUCAGUCCACGUUGCGCCUACUGCAAUGGCGCCAUUCUGGACAAGUGUGUGACUGCUCUGGACAAGACCUGGCACACCGAGCACUUCUUUUGCGCCCAGUGUGGCCAGCAGUUCGGCGAGGAUGGGUUCCAUGAGCGCGAUGGCAAGCCGUACUGCCGCAACGAUUACUUCGAGAUGUUUGCCCCGAAAUGCAAUGGCUGCAACCGCGCCAUCAUGGAGAACUAUAUCUCCGCGUUGAACUCGCAGUGGCAUCCCGAUUGCUUUGUCUGCAGGGACUGUCGACAACCGUUCCAAGGAGGAUCCUUCUUCGAUCACGAGGGUCUGCCCUAUUGCGAGACGCAUUACCAUGCCAAGCGUGGAUCGCUUUGUGCCGGCUGCUCGAAGCCAAUAACGGGACGUUGUAUUACGGCGAUGUUCAAGAAAUUUCAUCCGGAACAUUUCGUUUGUGCUUUCUGCUUGAAGCAACUGAACAAGGGCACCUUCAAGGAGCAGAAGGACAAGCCUUAUUGCCAUGCCUGCUUCGACAAGAUAUUCGGUUGAAUUGGCCCGUUUGGGACGGAUUUAUACUAGCCAUGUGCUCCACACUAUAGUUACGCUAUAAUGCUGUUUUGUACGAAUUGCGUCUCUUUUUUUAUCACUGCUUACAAUAAUUACAAUAUGUUUGUGCUUUGUAUAACCGAGUCAAAUUAGUAAGAUAAUUAACACAGACAACACACAGAAUGUACGAAUGAUAAUAAUAAUUAUAAUAAUCAAUUAGAAGACACUAAUACCCCAUCGAUAUGAUGGUCAAAGCGAUAUUUCUGCCCUUUCAAAAUAAAAACAUUACAAUGAUAAA